UCAGAUUUGUAUGGCCACAGCUUUGGUGUUGACAAGGAAUGCCUGGCAUGAUGAAAAUUUUUACCUCUUAGUUUUGUCGCUGGAGUGAAUGUGAUUUGCACAUUUAUUUCUUGUUUGCAAUAAAACAAAAAGUCAUUCAUAAUUUGGUAGGUUUUGUUGACCCUAGAUUUAAAAAACUGGUGAUUAACGUUUUCUUCUAACGACGGCUACAAUUUUAGAAGUGUGGUAGCUAAACUGCAGUCAUGGCAUCAUCCCUCUCAGUAAGUGAUAUGGAACAGCUCAAGUUCAGGAUACAUAUGGCUGCGAGAGAGGGUAUGGCCAUCAGCAUCUUUGCAUUGCUGUGGAACAUGGACAAAUCGGUGGUCAAGGAGAUCCUGAACCAUACCACAGAGCAUGAUGGUCAGAAGACAACGCCUUUGGUGAUUGCAGCCAUGCAAGGGGAGACAAAAGUUGUACAGGUCUUACUCAGCAACUUUGAUGUAGACAUUGAGCAGAGAUCCACCGUCCGCUUCGACGGUUACGUCAUCCAGGAGGCAACAGCUCUGUGGUGCGCGUCUGGGGCUGGCCAUCUGGACAUUGUGGAGCUGCUGAUCAAGAACGGAGCCAACGUGAACAACUCGACCGCCACCAACUCUACACCUCUCCGUGCCGCAUGCUUCGACGGCCGACUGGACAUUGUCAAGUACCUGCUAGAGCACGGGGCGGACAUGACCAUACCCAACAAAUACGACAAUACCUGCCUCAUGAUUUCCUGCUAUAAAGGACACACAAAG
Aplysia californica (California sea hare) is the source of this 773-nucleotide messenger RNA. Its product is annotated as protein fem-1 homolog B. The record is from RefSeq and is a predicted model, not a curated record. Lineage: Eukaryota; Metazoa; Mollusca; Gastropoda; Aplysiida; Aplysiidae. Gene Ontology annotation, molecular function: protein binding.